Messenger RNA from Drepanopeziza brunnea f. sp. 'multigermtubi' MB_m1, 813 nucleotides. RefSeq lists its product as uncharacterized. Lineage: Eukaryota; Fungi; Ascomycota; Leotiomycetes; Helotiales; Drepanopezizaceae. The record is from RefSeq and is a predicted model, not a curated record.
AUGCCUCCCACCACUUCCAACCUCAUUUCCAUCCCACGUUUCCUACUCCCACAAAGAGGAGCAAUUUGGCGCACUCGACUUUCAACACCCCCAUCAACCCCCCUAAGCGUCCGCCAUGCAUCCAAGGUCCCCCAAAAGAAACCCGUUAAACCCUCCGCUAUCAAAGACGCCGGGAAACCCUCGACCUCGCCCAAGCCCUCGGCUGUCAACGCUGUCAAGGACUCCAGCAAGCCCCUCGUCCUCGAGAAACCCGCCAAGUUCAACCCUCCUUCCCACGGCGCCCGUCUCAGGAGAGAAGCGCCCAGAUACCCGGGACCGCGGCUGAGCGAGGAGCAAGCAGCGGCGCAGAAGAAGAAAAAGUACCCAAACAUGAUGCCGCCGGAGGGCUCGUUUAUGAACUGGUUUCUGAAUAACAGGAGUAUACAUCUAUACAUCUCACUUGGAACGCUGUUUGGUCUGGCAGCAACAGUGUGGAUAACGAAUUUUAAGCGCAACUCGCCCUUCGCGGACAUGCUUCCUGCGUGGUCGCAGCUCUUCUUGCACCCCAUCGCCUUCUUUAGAACUUUCGGGGAGGUCAUAAAGAUGAACAGUGAUUACGUGACGGCAGAGACGAUGGAGAGGAGAAAGAGAAAGGUCGAGGAUGUGGCCAAGAGGGCGGCGUACAGGAAGGCGCACGGCAUGGAGAACGACGAGGCUUUUGGUGGAUGGACUGCAAAGAGCGACGAGCAGUUAUUGGGGCCUGCGAUGCCGGUUGGUGACGCAGAGCCUGUGAGAGCAACACGGCCGGUGAAGAAGUGGCUUGGUAUUUGGUAG